Molecule: messenger RNA, 2302 nt
Organism: Syngnathoides biaculeatus (alligator pipefish)
Lineage: Eukaryota; Metazoa; Chordata; Actinopteri; Syngnathiformes; Syngnathidae
Product: F-box only protein 46-like
Exons: 13
Coding region: 682-1572 (296 amino acids)
Molecular function (GO): protein binding; carbohydrate binding
Source: RefSeq, a predicted model, not a curated record
AGCGAAGGUGCGGCAGGAUUUUCUGAUGGACAGCGGAGUUCAUCGUUCCGCAACGAGUCGCCCGGGUCCUUCGGGAGAAAAGCAGCCCCACGAUGUCGUUUUUAUCGGAGGCUCUGCUGUUUUUACGCCGGGCGUGAUGAUCUUUCAAAUAAGUCCAGAGAAUAAUUCUGGGGCCAUCAAAAUGGUUGCGCACGGCUUUCGCCGUUCGAUCGAUGUGCCGCGACCGGACGGGCCGGUUCGGGUCAAAGCGGAUAACGCCGGCAACUUGUGCCUCGGCUUCCUACGAGUUGAGCGGCGCCGCCUCCUCGUCCGGCUCCCGUCUUUGCCUUUCUUAAAAGCGAGAAAUCGGCCACGCCCGCCGUCGAUUAAUAGUCAAUGAUGAAAAUAAUCGAAAGAUUAUUAACACGUCCGGGUCGUGCCGGGCUGUGCUGCUACUGCACCUCUGCUUACCUUCUGACUCCAACCGGUCUAGGAAUUUAGUACGAGUGGCGCAAAAGUUGGCCGUGCGCGUGAACGGCGUUUGUUUUGCGUGGCCAAAUCCUUCCUUGGUUGUCACGGCAGCAAGAAUUUGUCGGCGGGUGUGGCCCGAAUUCGCAAACAGGGCGAGGCGCGUCGACACACGACCGGACUCGCCGGCGUUGCGCUCGACAGUUAUCGACCGCUCGAUCGCAGAAGAAUAAGAUGAACCUGUCAGACGCGCUCGGCGAUUGGCCGUCCCAAGGGGGCGGUGGCCAACCGACGGGAAACGGCGCUCGGCCGCAGCAGACCGAUCAGCCCAACCGGCCCCCGUGGCCUGGUGCGUCCAACCAGCCCAACCAGCCCCCGUGGCCUGGUGCCUCCAACCAGCCCAACCAGCCCCCGUGGCCUGGUGCCUCCAACCAGCCCAACCAGCCCAACCAGCCCCCGUGGCCUGGUGCGUCCAACCAGCCCAACCAGCCCCCGUGGCCUGGUGCCUCCAACCAACCCGGCCGUCCCCCGUGGCCUGGGGCACCCACCGACCCCACCCGGAACGGACAACAGGUCGCGGGCGGGGCCGGCAGCGGGGGAGGAGGGUGGUGGCCCGGACAGCCGCCGGCUGCCGGCGGAGGCCCGGGCUCCUCCAAAGGGACCGGAGACUGGCCCGCCCCGUCGCCCGGAACAGCGGCCGACUCUUCGGUUUCUCUGUCGGUGCCGUUCAGCCAAAAGAUUCCCGACGGCUUGAGAACGGGGAGCGUUAUCAACAUCAAAGGAACCAUCAAACCCAACGCUAACAAGGUGACGGUGGACCUGUGUACCGCUCGCGAGCUGGCGUUCCACUUCAACCCUCGCUUCAACGAGAACGGCAAGAAGGCGAUCGUGCGAAACAGCAGGAUCGGCGGCCGUUGGGGCAACGAGGAGCGGAACCUGCCGCGCUUCCCCUUUGCGGCCGGACAGCCGUUCGAGCUGAGAAUCGAGUGCGCCUCCGACAUGUUCAAGGUCUUCGUUCAAGGCUCGCACCUGCUGGACUUCCGUCACCGCUUGCCGAACGUCGGCCAGAUCCAAAAGGUGGACAUCUAUAACGACGUCACGCUGUCAAACGUUAGCGUUCAGUGACGUCCGAGCGCUCGCCUCGCCACCUCCGAACUCGGGACGUCGGCGCUUCCAAUAAUAAAGUCAAUCUUUGACCCCCGGGACGGCGUUUCUCUGCUUGUUUGUCACCCGAGAGUAGGACACAAGGAAAGAAAGGACGUGGCGGGCGUGCAAUCGGUCAACCGUCCUGUGUCUUCAGCCGGGCCAGCUGAUGUGUUCGGUGACAGCCGCUGAAGUUAUCUCCUUUUAAUCUUCUUUCUCUCGUGGCACCGUUGCAACAAGCCUCAUUUACAUGGAAGAAUAAGCGACGUGAAUAAUAAAAUGGGCACUUUGUGACGUAAGUUCCACAAGGGGGCGCUGCCCGCGACGAUUUAAAUCCCACACGACCCUUCGGUCCAGCGGCUUGGCUGGCCUCUUCUUGGGCAUAGACGAUCUUUGAUUAUUUGAAGACGUCACGACGCGGAAGAAAAACCAACUGGCCUCAUCUGCGCACAUUUAAUACCUUCGCAAGAUAAUAAUAAUAAUAAUAAUGUAACGGCGGCGACGUGCGCAACCCGGAGGUCAGUCUCGCUGUCGUCGGCGUUUCGGGUGAGCAGUCACACUCUGAUCAGGUUGCUUCCCGCUGGCGAGGCCGCGCUGAAACAUGUGACGACCCGCCUUCCUGCGCCGUCAGCCAUUUUGGAGGUAAAGCAGCUCUCUUGGUCGUCAGCUUUCAAGUUCCAGGUGUGCACUUCCCGUGUUCAGGGCCACCAUG